Anopheles funestus (African malaria mosquito) is the source of this 5052-nucleotide messenger RNA. RefSeq lists its product as uncharacterized. Gene Ontology annotation, biological process: sensory perception of sound. The record is from RefSeq and is a predicted model, not a curated record. Lineage: Eukaryota; Metazoa; Arthropoda; Insecta; Diptera; Culicidae. The transcript is spliced from 4 exons. Bases 880 to 4008 code for a protein of 1042 amino acids.
UGAAGCUUCUUGCAUUCCCGCUGCCACCACGGCGUAACAUACUUUCUCUUCUGCGCAAGCUACAGGCGUGCCUCCACGCGUAGCGCACGUACCUUGCGCCUAUACCCUCCAGAUCGAUGGAGAUUCUUGAUCCGGAUGCUCCACAUACUGACGCUGGGUGGAAUAUGAAUUACGCACAGAAGGGAAUGGGAAAUCUCUUCACACAACCCCUUCGUAAACCGUACCCCCCCCCCGGGGGAGUCCCCGGUUUUGUUCCCUUUCAUUCACUUUUGGGGCUAGAGGGAGCAAGCGGGACAGGUAGCGCUUGAAUGAAGCUGUUGGUGAAAAAGAAAAGAAAAAAAACAGGUGUGUGGAGAAGGAAAAACAGCACAAGCGGCCACAUGUGGUUGGAAAAAGAAAACACACACACACACACACACACGCGCGAAAAGGGUUGAAAAGAUGGUGAGAAAGGGAGGAUAAGAGCAACAGCCUGUUUGCUCAUAUGUGUGUGUUAGAGGGGCAGAUUGCAAAACGCUCCAAGGCGGGUCUCGCUCACACAGUUUGCUGAGCCUUUCCAUUACGCUCCCGCAAUCAUCUUUUCUUUUCUUUCUGCUCAAAAAUUGUUUUUUCACAGGUGGUUAAACUCGCUUCAACCUACCCAUCCGUUCCCAUGCGUGGCGAAAAACCUGCUCCCCAAACACCGCAACAGACAGAGGGAGAGAGAGAGAGAGAGAAAGACAGAUCAGAAGAAAGGAGCAAGGCGCUUCACCUGUUGGAGAGUGAAAGAAAACUGACCAAGCAGCAACACUGAGGGAGAAAGACAACAACAAAAAAUCACACACACCAGAUUGUGGUUCCCAGAGGCGGAGAAGCAGAACGAAGCAGAAGAAAGCCUAGAUGGACUCGGCGUGUGCAGCUUCCACCGAUCUACAGCAGCUUGAAAAAACGUGCCUCCCGAAAGCAACGGUAAAUGCCGUUGGUGCUACGAACGGCGAGAAUGAUGAGGAGGAGACACCGAAUGGGACUGGCGGUGAUGGUGGCGCUAGCUGUAUGACGGCUGUGGAUAGGGUCGUCGACGCGGCGGCGGUAUGCGACGGUGCGCUGGUGAAUCUCCCGCUCGGUCGGGUGUCCCCUCCACCGCUGACGGAGGUGGAGGAGCCGAUCGACGAUGGUGAGCAUACCUGCUGCGAACUGGCUGUGCAACCAUCAACUACCGAGCAGCACGACGCUGCGCUGGCGAACACUGCCGAAGAAGAAACGCUACCCAGCGCAACGGUGGAUACAUCGGAGGUGUGCGCGGCGCUCGCGGACGAGCGGCCGAUGUUUAUAACGGCACUUGCCCCCAGCAGUGUGGAGGUUCCCGCAGCCGAGAUCAACCAAGUGGCAGAGAACCACAACACUUUGGCCACGAUCGUCAGCGAUCACGGUGCAACAACGAUCAACGGUGCGCAACAGCAGCAGCAGAUCGUCUACAUACGCGGUACGUCAACGGCUGAGCUAACAGCAGCAGUAGGAGCAGUACCGACAUCAACAACAACGGCAGUGACAACGGCAUCACCCUCAGCGCUGGUACACUGUAGCGCCUAUCCUAACAAUAACGUGGUGCGAAUACAGAUCAUCCCGGCGGAGCAGUGCGAUCGGCAGUCGACUCCACCAUCACCGCUAGGGUCCGAUCCGUUGGAGGAUUGCAACAACAACAGCGUACGUGGCGUUGGUACGAGUGUUAGUGUGGUCGGUACCCAAUCCGGCACCAAGUGUCAGAAUUCCCAGAUUACGGUAGUAUCGUUCGGUGCCAGUGACUCGCAAGGUACCGAGUGUACCGCUUCUUCGUUGUCGGAAAGCGUUGAUAACGUGGAUCAUCCGCUGCCAACAUCGUCCGCGCAUGACGCCGUGCUGGUGACGGUUACAAUCGAGGACAGGACACUGCUUAGCGUACCGUCGACGACAUCCCCGGAACCGCUCAAUACCGAGUCGGUUGCCUCAGCGCUUGACAUUGAGCCAGGCGAUAUGGUGCAGAAGAAGUUGAUAGUGCCGAAAGGCGGUUCCGCCGCUGACACAACCGAACUCGAUAGUUCCACUUACGUCUACUACAUGGCAGCGAUGACGGCGGCGGCGGCGGCGGCUGCUACCCGGGACGGUCCCCGCACCCCAACGUCGUCCGCAUCUGGUGGAAGCAGCGGCCAGUGUUCCCCGAGUGACAUGCUCGACAGCGGUACCUGUAGCGAUAUCGAACUGACGCCUCCACCGCUGCCGAAAAAGAUGUCGCAAAUACUGAAAUCGUCAUCCGCGAUAAAGAAGAGCCUAGGUGCGGACGGUAUCCAUCAGCCGGUGUCACCUACACCAACGCCACCGCCGUCGGUAACGACGGCGACGGGGACGGCGGUCAGUACCGUGCUGCGACAGUACUCACCGGUUGAUAACGCAACGGAUAGCGUUAUCAAUCAGCAGGGUCACCACCAACACCAUCAUCAUCAUAUCGAGCUGCAGCGGCUGGUACAGCACCACGAGGAGGAACGGAACAGACAGAACGAGCACGGAAAACAUCAAACGGGCGUUGAUUUGACGUCCGACAGUUACGCCGCCCGUCAGCAGCAGCAGCAGCAGCAGCAACGGCAGCUACCAUCGCAGCUCGGAAGCAUCAUAGCGACCGAUAGUGACGGAUCGGAAUCGUGUCUGAGCUGUGAUUCGCUUAACUUCGAGCACCUGUCGAGUUUGCAGCCGUUGGCGGAGAUUGGUGGCCCAGACCUAACACCGGCUGCGGUGGAACGACCCAUUCCGGACGGUUCCUCCAGUACAGAGGCGACGCAUCAGAUACGACCAAAAGUGCCGGCGUACCUCGCGGGGAAGCGUGACGGUACGAGUGUUUGCAUUCUUCCAGAUUCACUGCUGGCCGCCAUCCGUGGAAGCCGCCCGAAGGUCUACUGCACUGACGACGACGACGACGACGACGAUAACGAUUCGGUGGAAGGGCAUAAUACAGAUCGGAAACAUUUCACACCCAUCCCUUCGCAGAAUGAUGAGCCGGGUACGGUUGAUCUGACCAGCCUCGGUUCGGCGGCGGUAACCACCAACACCGCCACCACACGUUCCAUCCUGAUGGACAAAAUCAACAGUCUCGAAUGCGGCAACCGGAUGCAGCGGGUCACCGAUCAAACGGACCACCAUCAUCAGCACGAUCCAUCAAACAACUACCUCCAGCAUAUGCAACAUCUCACGAUCAACGAUCCGGCGGGUGUGGCGCGGGCGCAGAGUAGCUGCUCCGCCGGCUCCUUCACGACGGAAAGUGUCCGCAGCAAUCAGUUCGAGAGUGAUCGGUAUUACAAGUUUCACAUUAACGAGCGUGGCCGACCGGACGGUAGUGGUGAGCCGGGUAGUAGCUCUCCAGAAACGACACCGUCCGUGGUGGAUGACGACGAAAGCUUCGCCGGUUUGAAGGACCUCAGCAAUGGCACGUCCACAAUACGCAGCAACAAGGGCACGGUACGGGGCGUUAAGAACCGUGUGCGCAACGGUAUCGCCACCUUUCUCCAGAUGCAGCAGACCGGGCUCAAGAACUACAAAGACAAGGAAGCCGGCAAGGUGGUCGUCUACAGCACGAGCAUGGGCAUCGUGCGGGAAACGUACACGAAAUGCAUGAACGUGAAGCAAAUCCUGCGCACGCUGCUGGUCAAGUUCGAGGAGAAGGACAUAUUCAUGAGCAACGAGUAUCAGCAGGAAAUCAAGGAGCGCAUGCAGGUCGACACGAUCAACAUACCGCAGGUGUUCGUGGACGGGCAGCACAUCGGUGAUGCGGAAUGUAUUGAAAGGCUGAACGAAAGCGGUGAGCUUAGGAAAAUGCUGAAACCCUACAAGUGCUUGGAGUCACCCUAUAUGUGCAAGGUGUGCGGAGGCUAUCGGCUACUACCGUGUCCUUCCUGUGGCGGGUCGAAGAAAUCGAUCCAUCGGAAUCACUUCACUGCCGAAUUCGUCGCACUCAAGUGCAUGAACUGUGACGAGGUGGGGCUGGUAAAGUGUCACAACUGUUGAUGCCGUUGCCGGGGGGCUCGUAACCGAAGGAUGAGAGGAGGCCGGCGAUUUGUGCGCCAUUCCCACAAACCGAUUUACCCACAACCCUGUUCCUAGGACUAAUCGUUCCACCUUCUGCUGUUGAUAGAAUAGUUUGACCACUUUGUGGUCUUUUUUCCCCAACAUUUGUGCUUCUUUCUUUUUUUUUAUCAGUUUCCAUUACAUUCCCGUUUAGAGAAUCAAACAACACGGUUUUUUUUCUGUUUAGAGAUAUCGAAAGCACUUAAGCUAGGUGAGUCAGGUGAUAUAACGCACUUUUUUGAGUUUUUUUUUGUUUGCUUCUCACUUUUGAUAUCGAAGGACACGUAGAUAAUAUGGCUAACCAGGUACACGCGUAGCGCGCUGAGAUAGUGGAACACAUUCCGAUAUAAACUGCCGUAAUUCCGUCUUUAGAAAGGAAUAGUUUUUUUUCCCUCUUCUUCAGAGUUUCUUAGCGCAUUCCACAGCAAAUAAUAUUCUAGUGGAUAAUAGCUUUCAAUGUUGCCUACCCUAUCCUAUCUGCUACUACUUCCUACCAUAGCAAAACAUUAUUUAAAUCAUUUUUUUAAGGUCGUGGUAUUAUUUCCAUUUUUUUUGUUUUUUUGUUUUUGCAAAACCAUUUCAAUAUCCUCGAUUUGUGUUUAAUGCGCGAACUCUAUAAUCCUGUUAUUGUACAUAGAAACGAACAAUACUACUAGUAACUGUGUUUUUUGCUCAAAUGUAAUCCAGCGUUAUUCGGACUUAAUAUCGACAUUAUAAUCUUAAUACUCUUAAUACUGCGUGUGUGUGUGUGCGUGUGUGUAUAUCGUCGGCCGGCCAUUCGUGCUUGCAAUUGUUCUUUUUUGCGGGGGGGAAAACUAUCUCGACCCGAGACCCGUACGCGCGAUUUUGGGAAAUCAAAUAAUGGGGUUGUAUAUCAGUAAGAAACAAAAUAAACCGUAAACACAGUACGCGAAAUGGGUAUAAUUUCUCGAAAAUAAACAAACAACAACAAAAUGAAUGAAUCGAGAUCGAAGUGAAAGGGUA